GGGAGGGACACUUUUGGUCUUUAGACGAACAGCCAGUGUAUUCGUUCAUUCACUCAGCAGUUUUGUUUUUGAGAAAGGUUCUCACGUAAAACUCUGCUGUGAUGUAAAGGAUGGCCUUGAACUCUUCAUCCCCAGUCUCCUUUAGAUUGCUGGAAUUACAGACGUGCAAAAAAAAAAAAAAAUCAAGCUGGAUUUUUUUGUGUUGCUCAGAUAUUUGUGCAUGCUCAGUAGGCAUUCUACCAAUUGAGCUUCCUCCCCAGCCCUAGUUAUUUUUUAUGCAGAUGCUGUCUCCUCCCUAUGCCUUCCGAGUUCUGGGAUAUAGGUCUGCAUCAGCACGCCCAAUGUGUCAUUCAGGACAUACUGGGAUUACUCCCUCUGUACUCAUUAUUUUCUAAACUGGGAAGUACAGCUCAGAACUCGACACGGGGAAGUAUUGGGCGUGUGGUGCCUUAUGGUCAAGAGACCAGUCGGCGAGUGAAGUUAAUCCUAAGAGGUGACCAGGGCUGUGAAGACAGUGCAUGGCAACUAAGGACUGUCUUUCAUUAGGAGUCCAGGAAAAACGAAGAUGCUAGAAGUUUGGUAAGAUGAGUUGAAUCUUCUGGUGAUCAUCGUCGACACCAACCCGAUUUGGUGGGGAAAGCAAGCGUUAAAGGAAUCCCAGUUUACUUUAUCCAAAUGCAUGGAUGCAGUGAUGGUGCUGGCAAAUUCCCACCUGUUCAUGAACCGCUCCAACCAGCUGGCUGUCAUCGCCAGUCACAUUCAGGAAAGUCGAUUCUUAUACCCGGGGAAGAAUGGCAGACUCGGAGACUUCUUCGGAGACCCUGGCAGCGCCCUUCCUGACUGUAAUCCCUCUGGGAGCAAAGAUGGGAAAUAUGAGCUCUUGACUGCCGCCAAUGACGUGAUCGCUGAGGAGAUCAAGGAUCUGAUGACCAAGAGUGACCUCAAGGGCCAGCAUACAGAGACACUACUGGCAGGAUCUCUCGCCAAGGCUCUUUGCUACAUCCACAGAGUGAACAAGGCAGUUAAAGAUAAUCAGGAGAUGAAAUCAAGGAUUUUGGUGAUCAAGGCUGCAGAGGACAGCGCCCUGCAGUACAUGAACUUCAUGAACGUCAUCUUUGCUGCGCAGAAGCAGAAUAUCCUCAUUGAUGCCUGCGUCCUAGACUCGGAUUCGGGGCUCCUCCAGCAGGCUUGUGACAUCACUGGGGGACUAUACCUGAAGGUGCCUCAGAUGCCUUCUCUCCUGCAAUACUUACUGUGGGUUUUUCUUCCGGAUCAAGAUCAGCGGUCUCAGCUAAUCCUCCCGCCUCCAAUCCAUGUGGACUACCGGGCUGCCUGCUUCUGCCAUCGCAGUCUCAUUGAGAUUGGCUAUGUCUGCUCCGUGUGUCUGUCUAUCUUCUGCAACUUCAGCCCCAUCUGCACCACGUGCGAGACAGCGUUUAAGAUCUCCCUCCCUCCUGUGCUGAAGGCCAAGAAGAAGAAACAGAAGGUGUCCCUGUGACCAGCCACCCAGCUUCCCCAUCUCUCUGUAGGGAACACGGAGGAAUUCUUCGAAACAGUGCUCUUGCCCUGUGCUUCUAGGGUGUAAAGCUGAAGAGGCCCCACACCUCUGAUUUAUAUGGAAAGGGGGAGAGGCGUUUUUGUUUGUUGUUGUAGGGUAGCAGUUGCCUAGCAGAUCUAAGCUGUGGCUGUUCUGUUAGUUGUCGUUUUGAUGUUUGGUGCUGGGUCUUGAGCCCCAGCCUCCCAGGGCCUCGGCCGGUGGCCCACCACUGAGUCAGCUCCCCGGGACUUUAUCCUCUGAUGGUCCUCUCUCAAAGCUUACGGUGGAUGCUGGGUCUUCUGUACAUCAAGAUUGCUACUGUGUGAGGUUGGCAUGCCAUUCAGGAAGGUGACCAGCACUGGGUCAAGGGCUCCGUCAUAACACGGGCAUCUUACUUGCUCAGGUGGCACACUGCUAGAAUCUUGAACUGGGAGGCUGAGACAGUAAAGUUUUGGGUUCAGAUCCUGCCUGGGAUAUGUAUAAGAUCCUGGCUUUUUUUUUUAAAGAACAUUUUACUUCAAAUAAAUUGUUUCCUUUAACUAUAUUCAAAUGUCACCUGACCUAAAGGCACAGCCUUCAAUCUCAGCACUCAGGGCACAGAGACAAGUGUAUCUCUGAGUUUGAGGCCAGCCUGGUCUACUGAGUGAGUUCAAACCAACUAGGGUUGCAUCUUGCCACCUUGUUUACAAAAAUUUAAAAACCAGUAACAUUACCAUUGGUGAACUGUUGCAUACUAGAAAUGUAAAUGAAUUCAAUAGAAACAUUUGUAAUAUCAACAAUAAAAAUCCUAUUUUUAUAUUUA
Molecule: messenger RNA, 2339 nt
Organism: Apodemus sylvaticus (European woodmouse)
Lineage: Eukaryota; Metazoa; Chordata; Mammalia; Rodentia; Muridae
Gene: Gtf2h3
Product: general transcription factor IIH subunit 3
Exons: 13
Coding region: 680-1498 (272 amino acids)
Biological process (GO): regulation of DNA-templated transcription; nucleotide-excision repair
Cellular component (GO): transcription factor TFIIH core complex; transcription factor TFIIH holo complex
Source: RefSeq, a predicted model, not a curated record